This is a messenger RNA of Triticum aestivum (bread wheat), 4132 nucleotides long. RefSeq lists its product as uncharacterized. The record is from RefSeq and is a predicted model, not a curated record. The transcript is spliced from 3 exons. Lineage: Eukaryota; Viridiplantae; Streptophyta; Magnoliopsida; Poales; Poaceae. The coding region runs from base 17 to 937 and encodes 306 amino acids.
CAUAAUAUUCCAGCUUAUGCUGAGGGAAUUGAUGAAAUCUAAAGGAAAUAGCCUUAUGGCUAUUGAAGUAGUCGAGGAAGAGAGAUUUGAGGAUGCCCCUUAUGGGGCUGGAUCGUGUUCGACUGGAAUCGUGCCAAUUCCUGGAAGCUCUGUGUGUGGGUCGUCGGCUCCGGCAAGUUCUGAGAUCGACGGUGAGCUCGUUUGUGCGAGAGGGAGGGGGAAUUGUUUGAACGAGCCGCGGCUGGGACCUGCGGCUGUCCUUGCACCGUUGAUCUCAGGACGGGUGGUGCAUGCGAAAGCGGCUUCUAAAAAUACGCGUCUCAGGUUAGGUAAUAGCGAUGAGGAGGAGGUUGCGGAUUUUUACGGGCAGUUGUGGGUUGUCCCAUCCCCCCGCCGCCACCCUCGUCCUCAUAUACCACAUCACCAGCCUCCUAACCCUAAAUUCGCCAUUCCCAAGCUCUUCUGGGUGAGGAAGGAUAUGUUCCAAUCCAAAUCCUUCACCAUCGAGGAUUGCUUCCCAGUUCCUCAUCCUGGUCUUGACCCUACCCCUACCAAAUUUCAGAUAACAGUGCCUGGUUUUUUGCUGGGGAGUAGAUCAUUUGCUGAGGUAGUGAGAGAUAUGGAGAAUCAGGGACAAGGUAACCGGAAUUGCCAGCCUCCGGCAGCAAAGAAGGCGGCACCAACUCAGGAAGGAAGAUCUGCGGGUCCUCCUCAGGUGAUCCCAGUCCAGCACGGAGGAAACAAGACGGGUGGAGGGGGGAAACAAGCUCCAGCCCCUGCCCCAGCCCCAGCCCCGGCCCCGAUCCCUCAGGCCCCUCAACCUGCCCCUUUGGUUCAACCUCUAGAUCCAAGGUAUAAGGAGAUGACUUGCUUCAAUUGUGGCUGGCCUGGAGACUAUGUUGGCAAUUGUAUCGAAGCCAAGAAAUGUUUUAUAUGAAGUGGAAACCACAAUGUGAACAAUUGUGCGGCCUGGGUUCGUCCACAGCCUACAGCCACCUAUUUUGGUAGUGCUGCUGCUGGCUUGGGAUUUUAUCAUGUGGAUGUUCCUCUGGCAAGUGAAUCUAGCUGCUUGAAUUACAAAAAUUGUGCAGUUCUGAAAGUGGUUAAAGGAGAAGUUUCUACUUCUGAGUUGCUGGUGUAGUUGAAUGGAAUAUUUUGCAAAACAAAAGAGUAGCCUUGGCAGAUCAGAGAACUGGAGGAGAAGAAAUUCUUACACAGAUUUCAACCCUGGAAGAAUGUGGAUAAUCUGAUUGAAUUUCUAGCGUUCAACCUACCUAUCGAUGGUGUUUCUAUUAAGAUUUGUGAAUGGGAAGGAAUGUUGGAUGGGUUUGGAGAACUAAAAGAAGCUUGGGUGGUUGUUGAUGGAAUUCCCCCAAAAUGGUGUGUUUGGAAGGUCUUUGCACAGGUUGCUGGAUGUUUUGGAAUCCUUGUGGAUGUUGAUUGGAAUGGCAUUUUCAAAAGCUUCUAUGAAACUAUCAGAAUCAAGAUUGCUUGCAGAGAUCCCUGCAAAAUCCCAUUUGAGAGACUGGUGGAGAUGAAGAAAAUGCUCUACCUGCUGUUUUUCACUGUGGAAGGAUUUGAACAAGUUGGAGAAGAAUCAGAUGGAAAUGAUGAUGAUGACAAGAUAAUGGAGAUGGAAAGAAAGAAAAACUGGAUGAUGACCUGACUGAUAAGGACAGCAUGGAAGAUCAUGCAGGGGAACCUUUUGAUGGACUGGACAGAGCUAACUUCACACCAAAAGAGAACCCCAGCUCUAAGACAAACAAGCAAGUACAACAGAUCUCUGUGUCUGCAGAAGAAUUCACUCAAAGAUUAUGAUUGAUGAGGCCCAUGACAACUUCCUGGAGGAAAUCAGUAAAAGUGGAUAUAGAGAGAACAAACAGGUUGAGGACAAGCCAGGGUUCGGCACCCCAUGCUCAUAUCACCUGCUGCCUGAGGAUACCGAGGAAAUUCAUAUGUCUGCACAUCUGUAGUAUUAUUCUGAACAGCUCAAUAAAUUUGACAUGGAGGAGACAGAUGGAGAGGAAGAAGAUAUGGAAACUAAACUGCAAUGCCUCCCUGAAGAUUUGGCUAUGGCUAUUGGCUCUGUGAAGAGAUCAUUAAUUGAAUCUAUGGACAAUGCAGAAUCAGAAAAGAAGAAGAAACUCAACACUGAAACCAAAACUGCUUGGGGCCCAGUUCUGACUAAUAGGCCUAAAACCAGAGGUCAUGUAAAUGUGAAGAUCAUGGACAAGGCAAAUGCUUACUUGCUGAAGAAGAACCUGGAAGUUCCUACUACUUUCAAAGGGGCGUACCUGGAGAGAUGCCAGAUGUGUCGUAUCAAAACUAAGCUUAUAUCUGCUGCAAUGGAAAGUUCUCUGCGAUGACACUCAGGCAAAGCUGUUGCAGCGAUGCAUUCGCCUGCUGGACAGACGCCAUGGAGAACUGCUGAGGAUUGCGUGGUCUAGAAUAGAAUGUUGUUGCAGUUCAGUUGAGAGAAUUGAGGCCCCUGGCAUCGGCCAGGAAAAGUGAUCUAAGCGCCACCGAGAGAAUGGGCAUGGGACGGCAUCUUAUUUUUUCUGGGUCCAAGCCAGGUGCAUGAGUUGUGAAGCAGCUGGUCAUCCAAGGCAAUAUCUGGUGUAUACAUGGAACACAUACGGCAAGUUCCUCCAUCUCUAAUAAAUUGCUAUCUGACUUUGUUUAAUCAUGUUUGUGUAGAAUUAGACAGCCAUGGAUCUACUAUUUUCCUCCCCAAAUUGUAGGGUAAUUUCCCAUUUUUAUUAGAGGGAUUGCAGCAUUCUUGCUGGCUAACAUGCAUGUUAUGGCUUUAAGCAAUACAUCAUCUUAACAGAAUUUGGAGGCUCACAAUGACAUAUGAACGGUAUGGUUCUAUAGGCAAACAGUGCAGAACAUGCAUAUUGAUCUGUUGUUCCCCUGGUGCUCUCUAUUAGGUAACAUAAUCUUUCUAAUUGGUGGCCCAACUAGAUUUUUUUAACACAGUACAGACGCAAGCGCUCAUAUACACGCGCAUACACUCACCCCUAUGAACGCACACGCGCACACCUUACCCCUAUGAGCACCUCUGAAAGACCGAGCCGGCAUAUCAUCUUAAAAUUUAUGAAGUCAUCAUAGGCACCUCGUCAUCAACGGGAACGUCUCCUCCACUGGAUGCGCAUCGCCGGAAAUCCUGAAAUAAUUUCAGGAAUAAAUGCGAGCACCAGGACUUGAACCCUCGUGGGGUGGGGAUACCACAGUCCCUCUAACCAUCCAACCACAGGUUGGUUCACGGCCCAACUAACUUUGGCAGAUAUCCUCAUGGAUAGCUACUAUAGUUUUCUGCUCUGCAAGUAGCUGGCAUGUCGUUCUAUCUGGUUUAGGUUUAAUUAAUCCCAGUAAAAAUAAACAUCUAUAAAUAUUCACACUAAAAUUUCUAAUGCUAAUUUUUUGAUUGGAAGGUCCCCUUACUAAAAAGGAAAAUUGUGUUGAUACCUGACAUGCACUGUUUUCAUAUACCGCCUCAAAUUGAUCAUGAGGUAUAACAACUAUAAGCCCUAUUGGCUUUAUAUUAUGUUUUGAUUUUACAAUUAGUUUGGUAUCUCAUAUUAUUAGCAUACCCGAUAUUUUUCUCUUCAUAUUUAAGGACCCUGAUUAUUUUUGACUUUAUGGCACCAUCUCUCCAUAUGCAUCUGCGUCAUAGAAAGUCUAUCAGCGGAUACAUGUCCACUGUCCCAUCUCUCCAUAUUUAAUAACCCUGAUUAUUUUACUGAUUGGAAGUUAUGUCAAUGUUCAUGACUAAGACUCAGGGAUCAGCGAUCCAUGAGACGUGCAUGCAAAGAUGAAGACAAAAGCUCCCCAGCAAGAUGAAAGUGCAAUGAGUCCACGUGCAACUACCUAAAUACCUAAUUAUGGUGUUGGUAUCUUUGAUCAAGAGGAUAACAACCUUCAUACCCGGCGUCAGGCACAUGGUUGUUAUAGGAAUUGAGAGAAUGCCAUCUAACGUCAUUUAUUUAUUCUGAAUAGAUGUGUACUAUAUGCUUGAGCUAGGCUAUUAUCUGGUCAUUUGAUUUGACUUCUUUGUUUCCAUAGAUAAUCUUGCUCAUGCUUAAUGUUGUUACAGAUAACAUUUCUUGCUGAGUGGUAUAUUUGUGUCAAU